AUGUCCUUGGCACAACAUGUCUCAGCCUUUGAAGGGGUCGACCAAGAAUUCGCCGACGACAUCGGAAGCUUGAGACUCUCGCGACAACCGAGCUUGCAGAUCAGUUACGAUCCUAUUCCUCCUGCAGCGCUGACUGGAAACAAUGACGACGGCGGCGGUGGAGGAGGAGGUUCAGGAGGAGGACACGACAAGCUCGAAAAUCAACAUGCGUACGAAGUCUCGCCUGCCAAACGUUUCGCUCAAAUUCUAGUCGGCGUCACAUCGUGUGUGCUCGCUUCGGGGAUCGUCUUUGGCUUUGACGCCCUCAAGACAAUCUUGGUCGAGGAAGACGUCUACCGAGAAUACUGUACCGAUGAAGAACUCAGAAACGACGUGCGGCUGUGUUACAUGCAGGAUCAGAAACUCAAUUUGACGUUCAUCAUUGCAUCCGUCACUGCAAACAUAUCGGCUCUGCUGGUCGGCAGCAUUCUGGAUCGAUACGGUCCAAAGGUCUGCGGCAUAGCGAGCUCGGUCGUUUUGCUGUUGGGCACGAUCCUCAUGGCGUUUGCGAAAGAGAUGCCCUUCGACCCGUACCCGGCGGGGAGUUUUCUGCUAUCCCUCGGCGGGACGUUCACGUUCGUGCCGUCGUUCCACCUGGCCAACGCGUUCCCACGCUUCCAGGGUCUCAUUCUCGCCCUCGUCACGGGCGCGUUUGACGCGUCUGCGUCGGUGUUUUUGAUUUUCCGCCUCAUCUACCAGCGGACCCGCGGCGCUUUUGGGCCCCGCCAGAUCUUCUGCGCGUACCUGGCCGUGCCGGUCUUCAUCCUCGUCACGCAGCUCACCGUGAUGCCGACGCACAGCUACGAGACACGCGGCGAGCUGGCGACGACCCUCGAAAAGGCCCACGACGCCACUCGAGACGUGCACGACUCGGACGACGAACUCGACACGGCCAUGGACGUGAUGCGCGUGCGGUCCGAACGCGCCAUGCGGCGGAGGCAGUCCAUCACGUCCAUCACCUCUCUCCUGGGCACGCCGACGCAGCAGGACAGGCACGAGCAGAAGGAAGACCAGAUCCGCGCCAACAGCGGCGUGUGGGGGGUCCUGCACGGCGUGCCCGCGUCCAAACAGCUCCGCACGCCGUGGUUCGUCCUCAUCACGCUCUUCACCGUGCUGCAGAUGGCCAGGUUCAACUUCUUCAUCGCCACCAUCUACUCGCAGUACGUCUACAUGCUGAACUCGGAGGAGCUCGCCAUCAAGGUGAUUGAGUUUUUUGAUCUCGCGUUGCCCAUCGGCGGCUUGGCCACCGUGCCCUUUAUCGGCGUGCUCCUGGACCAGACGAGUACGGUCGCCGUGCUCAAUCUGUUGGUUCUGUUGAGCACCGUCAUUGGCGCCCUCGGUGCCGUGCCGACGGUGUGGGCGGCGUACGCCAACGUCACGCUGUUCUGUCUGUUCCGACCACUUUAUUACUCUGCAAUGUCAGACUACGCAGCCAAAGUCUUUGGUUACGCGACCUUUGGAACCGUCUACGGCGCCAUCAUAUGUCUGUCAGGUCUGUUCACCUUCACCCAGUCCGGUCUCCAGGCCCUCGUGCACGACGCCUUCGACGACGACCCGGAACCCAUCAACCUCGGCCUCGCGACCGCCGGACUCGUCCUCGGCGUCGCCUUGGUCAUGUACGUCGACAUCAAGGGAAGGGCGAUACAGCGCGAACGAGCCAUUGCCGCCAUGAACGCCAACGAUGAACGAAGGCCACUGAUCGGCGGCGUCGGCGGCGGUGGUGGCACUGUACAGAAUCGGAGCAUGCGAUCUAACAAUAGUCGACCCAUGACCUCGGAUCAGAUGCUCAGUUCUGCCCUCUUUGUUCGUGACGACGGUGGUGGUGGUGGUGGUGGUGGUAGCAACAUGAUCAACUACGGUACUAGCCCGGCGUCAGGCAGGGGAGUUGCCACAGGGUCAGGUAUAGCUGCCGGUUUUGGAAUGGGAGGUGGUGGCGGUGGUGGUGGUAGUACUGUGGGAGGGUACGAUGAGGUUGACAACGACAGUCUACCGAUGGCGACAGGAGGCGGUGUUGGUGUUGGUGGUAGUGUGGGUGAUGCUGGCGCUCGACACGGUCUCAUGGCCCGAACAAGUCGACAGGGAUUGAACCGGGCAGCUCUGUCGACCGUCCAGGAAGGAAGAGAGCCCGAGACAAGUGAGGCGGCGGCGGCGGCGGCGGCGGCGGUGGUGGUGCAACGAGAUGGUGAUCAACGUUAA
Messenger RNA from Exophiala spinifera, 2235 nucleotides. RefSeq lists its product as uncharacterized. The coding region runs from base 1 to 2235 and encodes 744 amino acids. Gene Ontology annotation, biological process: transmembrane transport. Gene Ontology annotation, molecular function: transmembrane transporter activity. Gene Ontology annotation, cellular component: fungal-type vacuole membrane. Lineage: Eukaryota; Fungi; Ascomycota; Eurotiomycetes; Chaetothyriales; Herpotrichiellaceae. The record is from RefSeq and is a predicted model, not a curated record. The transcript is spliced from 3 exons.